This is a messenger RNA of Ctenocephalides felis (cat flea), 1179 nucleotides long. RefSeq lists its product as uncharacterized. The record is from RefSeq and is a predicted model, not a curated record. The coding region runs from base 1 to 1179 and encodes 392 amino acids. Lineage: Eukaryota; Metazoa; Arthropoda; Insecta; Siphonaptera; Pulicidae. The transcript is spliced from 6 exons.
AUGAAGACUAAACAAUUGAAGAAGAGCAAGAUGAAGGUUACUAACAGGAGAAAAAGUGUUAAACGCAAAAGUAGAGUCAGCCAACCAGUACGAAAAAAGUGCCCCAAACGUUCAACUUGCUCCUUAUUUUUAAAGCAAAACCCUUCACCAAACUGUCGCACAUGUCGCCAUAAAAUCAAUCUGUCCAAAAAAACUAAAAAAGUGCCAAAAAAUUUUGACAACGAUGACACCACAACUGACUCAGAUUAUUCGUCGUCAUCAUCAUCAGAUUGUGAUGUUAAAGCCAGAGACUUCGAUGUGCAGAAAAAGAAAAAAAGGGAUACUGAUGGCAAAGAAAAGUUUGCUGAUAUAAAGACCAGGAUGAGAGGAAAAUCCAAGGUUUAUAGACAUAAGUUGGAUGGGGCUAGGAGUCAACAUAAGAAGCGUAAAAGUGUUCGAAAAGAAGUUUCUGAAGACAGCGAUGAAGUUUCAAAUUCUGAUGACGAAAAACUUGUACCAGUAAAAUCGACAUGCAAGUACUGUAUGCUCAAAAAAAGAAAAGUUGGAUGUAUUAUCAAAUAUAAGGCUACAAACAAAGAACCACCAACGUCCACGAGACAAAGACUUGACUUCGCGAGCAAAACUAAAAAUGCAGCUAAAAAUUAUAUUGAUGGUUUUGAUAGACGAAAAGCCAGCAAACCUCCAUUAUCAACACAACUGUCCACCGAAAGCACCACCAGUGAAUCUUCCGAAGAUGACACAAGUUCAGAAGAGGAAUCUUCAGCCACGAUGAAGACGAAACCCAAAAACUUAAGAAAGUCAACAGAAAUAAUCAAGAAUCGGCAUACAAAUAACAUACAUUGGUGGAACCGAGUAGAAAAUUGGAAUCCUUCUAUUAGUUUCAUCAAAACGUUUAUUGAAGAAGAAGAAAGUCCUGGUACAUCACCUGAACAAGAUCGACGAUCGGACGAUAGCGAUAAAUUAACGAUACAGGAGGUUGAAGAUGAUGCAGGUGUAAAAAGUGAUACCAAAAUAAUAUCAAGUAAAAUGUGUACCACUCCAAAACCAUCUGAUCAUUCAUCCAAAAGUCUACAAGUUGGGGGAAAUGAUGAUAAAGCUGUAACUGAGACCAAAUCCAAAGACCGUGAUAGUAAAAGCAAAAGUCAACAUAGUAAUACUAGCAAGAGCGAAGACCAGUAA